Molecule: messenger RNA, 1373 nt
Organism: Nanorana parkeri
Lineage: Eukaryota; Metazoa; Chordata; Amphibia; Anura; Dicroglossidae
Gene: VPS36
Product: vacuolar protein sorting 36 homolog
Exons: 14
Coding region: 69-1229 (386 amino acids)
Biological process (GO): protein transport to vacuole involved in ubiquitin-dependent protein catabolic process via the multivesicular body sorting pathway
Cellular component (GO): ESCRT II complex; late endosome membrane
Molecular function (GO): ubiquitin binding; phosphatidylinositol-3-phosphate binding
Source: RefSeq, a predicted model, not a curated record
GCCGCUUCCUGCUGAAGUCAGAGCCUGGGUCUGGUUUCCCUAUUAGUGAUACGGUGUCAUCUGUGGAUAUGGACCGCUUCUCGUGGUGCACCGGGCUGCUGGAGAUGGAGGAGACACUGGUGAUCCAGCAGCGAGGGGUGCGCCUGUCAGAUGGGGAGGAUAAGUGCAAGUUUGACAUGGGCGCCCUACUUCUGACAACACACAGACUUAUAUGGAGAGACCAGAAGAAUCAUGAUUUCUGCAUUGCAAGUCCCCUUUCCCAAGUUGUGUUCACAGAAGAGCAGGCUGGAGGCAUUGGGAAAAGUGCCAAAAUUGUUGUACAUCUUCAUCCACCUUCUCCAAACAAAGAACCUGGACCGUACCAAACUAGCCGCUACUCCUACAUCAAGCUUUCGUUUAGAGAACAUGGUCAAAUUGAGUUCAAUAGACGACUUUCAGAGGAGCUAACACACAGACGAUGGGAACGGACAUCACCCUCGCCCUCUAUUCAGAUGAACAAAGGUCCACAGGCUGGAAGAAUAAAAGCGGUUGGGAUUGUUGGCAUUGAGAGAAAGCUGGAAGAGAAAAGAAAGGAGACUGACAAAAACAUUUCCGAGGCCUUUGUGGAUCUGAGCAAGCUGAUGGAAAAGGCCAAGGAAAUGGUGGAACUGUCCAAAUCGAUAGCUAACAAAAUCAAAGACAAACAAGGAGACAUCACAGAAGAUGAGACAAUUCGGUUUAAGUCCUACCUCUUAAGCAUGGGCAUUGUCAAUCCAGUGACCCGUGAAACUCAUGGAUCUGGAACUCAUUACCACAUGCAACUGGCGAAGCAGCUGGCCACAAUGUUACUGAACCCAUUGGAGGAACGAGGGGGUAUAAUGUCUCUUACAGAAGUAUACUGUCUAGUUAACAGAGCCAGGGGCAUGGAGUUGCUGUCUCCGGAGGAUCUAGUGAAUGCCUGCAGAAUGUUUGAGUCUCUGAAGCUUCCUGUGCGGCUGCGUAUUUUUGAUAGCGGCGUCAUGGUCAUUGAACAUCAGUCUCACAAUGAAGAGGAAAUGGUUGCUGCUGCUUUGGAAACGGUAUCUGAAAAGGGAUCAUUAACCUCGGAGGAAUUUGCCAAAAUUGUGGGAAUGUCUGUGCUGUUGGCAAAAGAAAGACUACUGCUUGCAGAGAACAUGGGACACCUCUGCCGGGAUGACUCUGUGGAAGGCUUACGCUUUUACCCAAACCUGUUUCUGACGCAAACCUAAAACCCUUUGUGGAUAUAGGAAACGUUGGAGGACAUGUCAUACAGUGUCGUUUGCUGUGGAGCUUACAGGGUGUAUUGUCUGUGGAUGAUCAUGUAAAGGAUAUAUAAAGAAAAUAAUAACUUGUAUGAGGAAACUGAGAGUAAA